Alternaria burnsii is the source of this 153-nucleotide messenger RNA. RefSeq lists its product as uncharacterized. Bases 1 to 153 code for a protein of 50 amino acids. The record is from RefSeq and is a predicted model, not a curated record. The transcript has a single exon. Lineage: Eukaryota; Fungi; Ascomycota; Dothideomycetes; Pleosporales; Pleosporaceae.
AUGGGGAAUUCGACCGUACCGAACCGCUUGCUGCCAAAGCCAAUUUUUGAAAUCACACAGAACACGUACAACUCCGUAGGACACUCGCUGCCGGCCGUCUUCGCCUAUUCGAGAACAGAUGACGAUGGCUUAGGAUACACAAGGUCGAGAUAG